Hordeum vulgare subsp. vulgare (domesticated barley) is the source of this 1273-nucleotide messenger RNA. RefSeq lists its product as uncharacterized. Bases 14 to 1159 code for a protein of 381 amino acids. The record is from RefSeq and is a predicted model, not a curated record. Lineage: Eukaryota; Viridiplantae; Streptophyta; Magnoliopsida; Poales; Poaceae. The transcript is spliced from 6 exons.
CCAUAUUUUCAUAAUGAAAGAAACACAAGCCAUUAGUGUGACUCUUCUCAUGUCCUUUCUUGUUCUAGCGACCAGAGGAAAAGAUGUGAGAUAUAGAAGGCAAGAGGAAGAGAAUACCCAGAUUCUCGCAUAUCGACGAGUUAAUAAAACCAUUGAGAUGAAAGACGGAGACGUCUAUGACUGCAUUGAUGUGAAUGAGCAGCCGGCUUUUAACCACCCAUUGUUGAAAGACCACAAAAUCCAGAUGAAACCAAGUUAUUUCCCUGUUUGGACGGAUAUGGAAACAUUGCUUUCAGAUUCUUAUUCACAAGUCCAACCAUCAUCCAUCGAGUGCCCAACAGGAACAGUUCCAAUAAUGCGUACUAAUAUAAGUGGCUCCAUACCAACACACAGUAUUAACGGGUUGAGUAACGAUUGGCAGUGGGAGUCGGCGGGACUCAAAUAUACAGGUGAUGCAUAUGGGACACGUGCUAUAUUAAAUGUUUGGGAGCCAAAGGUGAAUAAGCGCAGCCAGGAUUAUAGUGCACUUUGGUUACAAAUGGAAAAUGGAGGAGCAUUACAGACUGAUAGGAUAGGCGCUGGUCUUCGGGUAUCUCCAUCAUUAAGUGGUGAUACUUUUGUUAGAUUACAUAUUGCUUGGUACGAUGGCUAUUCAAGGAAAUCAUGCGUUGAUUUCAGCUGUCCUGGAUUUGUGCAAGUCCACCGCCACAUUGGUCCUGGGUCAAGAAUAGAACGAACCUCUAUCUAUGGCGGACAACAGAGAAUAGUAGGCGUCCAAAUUUUCAAGGACCCGAUUUCGAAGUAUUGGUGGGUGAGUUACAAUAAAAUACCAAUUGGAUAUUGGCCGAGCGGAUUAUUCGAAUUCCUUAGAGACAAGGGUGCCAUUGCAUUCUGGGGCGGGGUGGUUGAGGGGCCGACUGCACAAUCAAACUCUCCGCAAAUGGGCAGCGGGCAUUUUGCUUCGGAAGGAUUCGGAAAAGCUGCGUACAUAAGCAACAUCGAGAUUGCAGAUGACAAGGCGAGGUUUGUGACCCCAGAUAGAUCCCGGAUGGAGCAUGGGUCGAGCGAUCUGUCCAAAUACACCACCGGUUUAUUUGAUAUUACUAGGGAUUUCGGUAUGCAUAUCUACUAUGGUGGACCGGGAUCCAAUAGGGCCUGAUGGAUGAUAUAUUAAUUUACAUGUAUAGACUCGACAAAGAUAAUAAUAUGGUCACCAUGAUGAAAUGAGUGAUCGCGCAACAUGUAUUAUUAUCCAGUUCCGUGCAUGAUGGUA